CUUCACAUUGUCACACGAUGUUUGACUCAAGUUUCCUCCUGGACAAGACUAGCGCUGACUGCCGUACUAUAGGUAUAGACUGACUUAAAGACUACGUUAUCUCUAACACUCUGAUGAUGCAGAUUUGUUGCAUUCAAACUUCAAUGCCUUUUUUUCUUCAAGAGACGUCAUAAAUCUGUGGACCAUCCAGGUGAAGCCUUCGUUCUUCGAUUGUUCUGAACGGGUGCUCCAUUCCUAUUCCUAUCUUUAUUACAAGGCGACACCACAGCUCACAGAUGCCGGUAUAAUCAGCCUGGUAUAAGCACUAUAAUAUGUUUAUGAUAUCAUCAGUAGUAACAAAAUGUCGUACACUGGAAAGCAAGCGGCAAAUCCCGGGCCUGCACCUGCCAGCGGACUGUAUCCCUACUCAUCUCAAGUCACACCUUCCGGGCGUCUCGACUUUCUCUACAUGGGCAGUGGUGUCAACCGUCAUUGUCUCCUGUCUUGUUUCCAUCUUUAUGGCACGCGAGCUCAUGAAAGAUCGACAUUCAUUUAAGCUACAGACACUCUUCAGAUUUCACAAUGCAUUGCUCAGCGCUGGUAGUUUUAUUCUUCUGUUGUUGAUAGCGGAAGAGGUCGUUUCAGUAUGGAUAGAAGUUGGAACAUACGAUUCGGUGUACGCACCAUCGUCCUGGAAUGAUAGACUAGAGCUCUACUACAUGGUGAAUUACUAUUUCAAGUACUAUGAGUUCCCCGACACGUUAUUUUUGGUCUUGAAGAAGAAAUCUCACCCAUCUCGGACCGCUGUCUCCAUCAACCUUCUUGUCCACGUUGUGAUGUACUGCUAUUACUAUGCGACUGCAGGAGGCGCCAAAUUCUGGUGGAAGAAAUACCUCACAGCCAUGCAAAUCAUCCAAUUCAUCAUCGACCUCUUUGUAUUUUAUUUCGGCCUGUACCAGCACUACGUCCACAAGUAUUUCCCCGCACUUCCGCACCUUGGCGAUUUAGAUGGCGAUAAUCCCGAAAUAUUGGAGAAAAAAACCAGUUACGGCCCCAUUGUCACAAGUCGGUGCUCUUUUCUGAUGCUAAGGGUGAAGCCCCAAACUUUCCUAACGUCAACGAAAAAUAAAUCCUGA
Messenger RNA from Suillus paluster, 1115 nucleotides. RefSeq names its product GNS1/SUR4 membrane protein. The record is from RefSeq and is a predicted model, not a curated record. The coding region runs from base 312 to 1115 and encodes 267 amino acids. Gene Ontology annotation, molecular function: fatty acid elongase activity. The transcript has 9 exons. Gene Ontology annotation, biological process: very long-chain fatty acid biosynthetic process; fatty acid elongation, polyunsaturated fatty acid; fatty acid elongation, saturated fatty acid. Lineage: Eukaryota; Fungi; Basidiomycota; Agaricomycetes; Boletales; Suillaceae. Gene Ontology annotation, cellular component: endoplasmic reticulum membrane.